UCGUCUCCGCGCGGUCUUCUACCCGGACCUGCAAUGGAUGGUACUCCUGGGUUAACGUUUUUUAUUAUUUUACUGCACUUAAAUCCCACGAACGGACUUCAUAUCGCCAGCAGCAUAGACUCUCUGCAGCAUGUCCUGAGCGAGUACCGUCUGGUCAGGCCAGUCAGCAGCAACGCCGUAGGUCACUUCCUGUCGUGGGCGGUCUCUGCCCCGAAGCUGGACGAACUGCACGCGCGCCGACGGCGCCGGAGAGAGGCGCCGGAGGGGGGGAGGGAGGGGCCGAGGGAGGAGGAGGGGGGGAGAGGGACCCUCUACUACAACGUGUCGGCGUUCGGGCGUGAGCUCCACCUGCGAGUGCGCCUCAACCCCCACCUGGUUGCCCCUGGAGCCACGGUGGAGUGGCACGAGGACGACGCCACGCACUCCCGGCCGCUGGAGGGCGCCGACUGCCUCUAUGUCGGCGAGGUGCUCAACAUGGACCACACCUCCGUCGCCAUCAGCAACUGUGACGGGCUGGCUGGUAUGAUUCGUACCAGGGAUGAGGAGUUCUUCAUCGAGCCCCUAGAGAGAGGGGGAGUGGUUGACGAAGAUGCGGGUGUGGCCUAUGAAGAGGAGAGCGGGGGCGGGCGACGUCACAUCAUGUAUCGCUCCUCUGCCGUUCGCCGGCCACCUGUCAAUCAAACUGCUGACUUCUACCCCCGAGGGUCCAUACUGGGUGGUCUCAGGGACCUGGAGAGCCUGUCCAGAGAGCUGUUUCUCAACCAGACUCGUGGGGGUCGAGCCCGGCGGCAGGUUGAGGAGCUGGAGUUGUUCAACAUUGAGGUUCUGCUGGGGGUGGACUACUCUGUGGUCCAGUUCCACGGGAGGGAACAUAUACAGAAGUACCUGCUCACUCUUAUGAACAUAGUGAAUGAGAUCUACCAGGAUCGCACUGGAGCUGACAUCAACGUAGUGCUGGUCAGAAUUAUCAUGCUUUCUUCUGACAAGUCCAUGUCUCUGAUCGAGCUGGGGAACCCAUCCCAGAGCCUUGAGAAUGUGUGUCGCUGGGCGUUCCUGCAACAGAAGCCGGACAGGGCAGACGCAGAGUACCACGACCACGCCAUCUUCCUCACGCGGCAAGAGUUUGGUCCCUCCGGCAUGCAGGGUUACGCCCCUGUGACAGGCAUGUGCCACCCAGUGAGGAGCUGCACCCUGAACCACGAGGACGGCUUCUCCUCCGCCUUCGUAGUGGCUCAUGAGACAGGACACGUGCUGGGUAUGGAGCAUGACGGCCAGGGUAAUGACUGUGGAGACGAGGUCCCCAUGGGCAGCAUCAUGGCUCCUCUGGUACAGGCCGCCUUCCACCGCUUCCACUGGUCCAGCUGCAGCCACGAGGAGCUGCAGAAGUUCCUCAAGACGUACGACUGUCUCCGUGAUGACCCGUUUGACCAUGACUGGCCGGCGAUGCCCCAGUUGCCUGGUCUCAGCUACUCCAUGGACGACCAGUGUCGCUUCGAUUUUGGGGCAGGCUACAGCACCUGCACGGCGUACAGCACCUAUGACCCGUGUAAGCAGCUGUGGUGCAGCCACCUAGACAACCCUGUGUUCUGUAAGACCAAGAAGGGCCCGCCCAUUGACGGCACCAAGUGUGGACCGGGGAAGAACUGUUUUAAAGGUUACUGUAUCAAACUCACCCCUGAGAUCCUAAGGCAUGAUGGGAGUUGGAGUUCCUGGACCAAAUUUGGCUCCUGCUCGCGUACCUGUGGAGGAGGCGUCCGCUUCCGCACGCGCCAGUGUGACAACCCAGCACCAUCCAACGGAGGCCGCACCUGCUUUGGAAACAGCUAUGAGUUUGAGAUGUGCAACAUGGAGGAGUGCACUAGGGCCCUGGCGGACUUCAGGGAGGAACAGUGCAGGAUGUGGGACCCCUACUUCCUGCACGAGGAGAGCAAGCACCACUGGCUGCCCUACGAACACCCCGAUCAUGAUGAGAGGUGUCAGCUCUACUGUCAGUCCAGGGAGACGGGGGACGUGGUCGCGAUGAACAGAAUGGUGCAUGAUGGGACACGCUGCUCCUACAAGGACGCGCACAGUGUGUGUGUCAGAGGAGACUGUGAGCAUGUGGGCUGUGAUAACCACAUAGCGUCAGACCUGCAAGAGGAUAAGUGUGGCGUGUGUGGAGGAGACAACUCCAGCUGCAAGAUCAUCAAAGGCAACUUCACACGCAGCACCAAGAAACUGGGUUACCUGAAGAUCCUGGAGAUUCCUAAGGGGGCCAGACACCUGCUGAUCCAGGAGUCUAAGGCCACACCGCAUAUCCUAGCGGUAAAGAACCAGGUGACAGGCGACCUCUUCUUGAACGGCGAGGAUGAUUUCCCAGAAUCCCGUGUGCUGAUUGAGAAGGGUGUGGAGUGGGAGUACCAGAAUGAUGAUGACAUGGAGACCGUCCAGAGCAUUGGUCCCCUACGAUAUGGGGUUCUAAUCAUGAUCCGUUCCCAUGAAGACUCCAAGGUGACGCUGUCCUACAAGUACAUCCUCCAUGAGGAGCUGCAGGUCUCCAUGGAGACCAACCUGCUACAGGAAGACACAGUGUUCUUCGAGUGGGCACUGAAGAAGUGGUCCCACUGCUCCAAGCACUGUGGAGGAGGUAAACAGUACACCAGGUUCGGCUGUCGCAGGAAGGCAGAUGGGAAGAUGGUCCAUCGGACGUUCUGUGUGAACAUCAACAAGCCCAGAGCCAUCAGCCGUGACUGCAACCUCAAACCCUGCUCACACCCUGUCUGGAAGGUGGGGGACUGGGAAGACUGCAGCGCCCCCUGUGGUAAGACGGGGGUACAGACGCGCUCUGUGCGCUGUCUCCAGCCCCUGCUGGACGGAGGCCAGCGCUCCAUCCACUCCAAGUACUGCAGCGAUGAGCGACCGGAGGGAAGGAGGCCCUGCAACCGCCAUCUCUGCCCCGCGUCGUGGAGGAGCGGGCCCUGGUCUCAGUGCUCGGUGUCCUGUGGCAACGGGACUCAGGAGAGGCAGGUGAUGUGCUCCACGCCUGACAAUUCUGCAGGACUGUGCCUGGAUAGCAAGCCUCCCACCACCCGCCCCUGUAGCCUGGUCCCCUGCUCUGGUGACCAGCGUAAUUUCCUGAUCCAGUGGCUCUCCAGAGCCAACCCGGAAUUCCCGGCACCCAAGAUCUCGUCCAGGCAGCGCUGUAAGGGGGACAAGUCUGUGUUCUGUCGUAUGGCGGUUCUGAGCAGGUAUUGCUCCAUCCCUAGCUACCAGAAGAUGUGCUGCAGAUCGUGCAGUGAUGGGAACUUCACUAGUGGGCUCAACCUCACUGGACCCUGGUUCUACACCACAGAACCAACUCGCUCCAACUUCACUGGAUCCUGGUUCUACACCCCCAACCCGGCUAGCUUCAACCUCUCCAGGACCCACAGCACAGAACCAGCCCAGUCCAAACCCACCUGGACCCACAGCCCCAGGCUUGUGCCCACCAGCCAGCCCCCUUCUCCCACCACUAGCCCCCCCACCACCACUGACAGCCCUGCCCCCACUACCGACAGCCCUGCACCUACCCCAGACUUUGUCUACGUAGAAUAUGAGGACUAUGAAAAUGAGCACUCCACCACCCGCCUCACCCCCGCAACCACAACCAGACCACCCAGGACCAAGACCAGAACCAGGACCACUGUCCUGCCUGCCACCACCAACAGAACUACAACUCCCAUCAGGCUUAGCGAGAAGGUCUCAGUUCCAACCCGCACCACUACAGCCUCACCCAUACAUCCCAAGGUUCCGCCCAGCAGCGACCAAUCAGCAACCGGGACUAGACAACUACCAGAGUCCUCCACGACGCCUCUGGUUUGGGGUGGUGAUGUCACACAAGUCCGGUUGCCCCGAGUAACAUCGUUACCGGCCACUUCCCAGCCGAGACGUAGGAUCACCAUGACAACCAGACCGCCAGGACGGGCAACCAUCCCCCCCAACCGCACCCCCACCAUCGCUAGCUUGUCUCCAAAGGCGGGGGAGAGUCGGGAGGACAACAGUGUGGACCAGGUGACCUACAGGGUGGUGGGUGGGGAGAACCAGGUCUCCAUCAACGCCUUCGUGCCCCGGAGGAGACCUCCGACGCCCCUAUUUAGAGAGAGAACGCAAAACAAGCGCAUCCAGGAGCUGCUGGCAGAGAAACGCAGACAAGAUCUGUUGCUGCGCCGGGCCAAGAGGAGGCCAGGGCCGCCCUAAGAUGCCAAACACGCACACGCACACACACAGGCACGACCACUGAUUCACACACAUACACUCACCAUCAAUCCCCUCUCAAAAGGGAUUUCAGAGGGGACUCUUUUGGACAUUCUGCUUUUAAACAUAGCAUGGCGAAUUGACACCACCGUAUCCCUACUGCAGAUCCACUCUAGACACCCCACAGUCCCUCCCGCAGAUCCACUCUAGACGCCCAGCAGUCUCUCCCGCACAUCUACUUUAGACACCCUGCAGUCCCCCCCGCAGAUCCACUUUAGAGCAUUAAUUGCACAUUUUUGAUUCGCUGCUUGACGAUGAGGAGAAAUACAAUGGUUCUUUCUCAAAUAGAUGUUGAUAUGUUGUUGUUUCAUGGAAAGAGCAAACCGAUUUAUACUUUCAAAAGCACUUCACCAAGGCAUCGCCAGUGUAUGAGUAUGUGUAGGGUUCUGCAUGAGAGCCAAGACUCACCAUGUACAGUACAUUUAAAAAAAUAAAUAUUUAGCAGAAGCUUUUAUGGCAACAUACAAAAUAAUGCAUAUAAGGAAAUUACAGCAGAAAAUCAAGGAUCACAAGUUAGCAAGUUAGCCUGUAGCCAUGCCCGCAGCCAAACACAGAGCUGUGUCCCCUAGCGGUACAUGUAUAUAUGACUAGAACUCUGAUAUUUAUUGAAUUGUCAGUAGACUUCCUGUUUGGAAUUUAGGGACUGUGGGAGGCUGCAGAAUAUUGUGUGUGUCCCCAGUACCCUAACAAGAUUCUGACGUGUUGUGUUUGUUUUGUUUGAUAAUUUAAUAAAGUUGCAAAUGAAAAGUGA
Messenger RNA from Osmerus eperlanus (European smelt), 5023 nucleotides. It is a transcript of the gene adamts2a, whose product is annotated as ADAM metallopeptidase with thrombospondin type 1 motif, 2a. Gene Ontology annotation, molecular function: metalloendopeptidase activity. The record is from RefSeq and is a predicted model, not a curated record. Gene Ontology annotation, cellular component: extracellular matrix. Gene Ontology annotation, biological process: proteolysis; extracellular matrix organization. NCBI's taxonomy places the organism in Eukaryota, Metazoa, Chordata, Actinopteri, Osmeriformes, Osmeridae.